This is a messenger RNA of Penicillium concentricum, 384 nucleotides long. RefSeq names its product beta-class carbonic anhydrase. Lineage: Eukaryota; Fungi; Ascomycota; Eurotiomycetes; Eurotiales; Aspergillaceae. Gene Ontology annotation, molecular function: zinc ion binding; carbonate dehydratase activity. The transcript has 2 exons. Bases 1 to 384 code for a protein of 127 amino acids. The record is from RefSeq and is a predicted model, not a curated record.
AUGUACUCUAUAGAUCCUGCUCGCGUCCUCGGUCUAGAAGAAGGCGAUGCCCAUGUAAUCCGCAAUGCCGGCGGCAGAGUCUCAGAUGCACUGCGCAGCAUUAUCAUUUCGCAACAGCUGUUGGGCACCCGCGAGAUCGUUAUCGUGCACCAUACGAACUGUGGAAUGCUCACUUUCACCGACGAGAGUAUCAGAGACAAGAUCCGUGCGGAUCUACACCAGAAUGUCGACCACAUUGCGUUUCUGCCCUUCGGGGAUCUAGAGCAGAGUGUUCGGGAUGAUAUUAAGAUAUUGAAGGAUAGUCCUCUUAUCCUGGAUGUUCCAAUUACAGGGUAUUUCUAUGAAGUUGAGACCGGCAAGAUUGUUCAGGUUGAAGAGAGAUAA